Peronospora belbahrii is the source of this 2586-nucleotide messenger RNA. The record is from the annotation of a GenBank genome assembly. NCBI's taxonomy places the organism in Eukaryota, Oomycota, Peronosporomycetes, Peronosporales, Peronosporaceae.
AUGAGCACAACGCAGCAAGAUGCAGCGGCAGCAAACGCUAAUCCAAGUGGUACGAUCAAAACGAGUGUAUCCAUUUAUUUUUCGAUAUUGGGAGCGGGUCUGCUGCUCUUUGAGUGUCUAUGUAGACGCUUUCAUCGUGUCUACGAUAGUCGACGUCACGAGGGAAAUGUUUUCAACGUGUCUAACGUAACUGUACCUUGUGAUGGACCUUUUCGCUGGAUGUUCAGUGUAUUUCGAGUAUCGUAUGAUGAAAUAUUGCAAAAAUGUGGACUAGACACGUUGACAUUCGUUCGAUUCUUAAGACUAGGCCAAAAGUUGGCACUAUUGGCGAUGCUCUGCUCAUUAGUGCUUUUCCCCUUGUACGCGACCGCUGGUGUCGCCUCAUCCAUUGAACAGCAUUCCAUUGACCCAUUGGAACGGAUUUCAAUGAGUAAUUUACCUGAACGGAGUGACAGGCUUUGGGCACCGACAGUUGUCGCAUUUGUAAUGACGACGUUUGCCAUGCGGUUGUUAGUCAAGGAAUACAAAUUAUACGUACAAUAUCGCCAUCAAGUGUUGAGUAAGAUGGAGGCGCCUCAGUAUUCAGUGCUUGUGACCGACCUACCACUGCAUCUGCGGACGCGUCAAACGCUGGAGAAAUAUAUGGCCAAGAUUUUUCCUUCUUCUAUUCGAAAUGUGUACGUAGCACUGGAAUGUGCAACAUUGGAGACACUUGUGGACAAACGAGAACAAGUACGUGGGGUGCUGGAACACGCGUUGGCGGAGUGUGAAAGAUCACGGAAAAGACCGCGACAUCGUGAAGGAAAGUCAUGGGUAGGAAUGCUCAUAUGUAAACCUGUAAGUAGAGGGCACGAAGUUGAUAGCAUCGAUUAUUAUCAGGAUCAACUUGCAACACUAAAUGAAAAAGUUGCACGAGAGAUUGCCAGUAUUGACGAUGCUCAGUCACAGCUUGCUAUUCAGCUCGAAGAGCACGAAAGAGAAGUAGGGAGCUUUGAUGACAAUGACGAGCUUGAUUUGUCGCAAACGGAAGGAGCGUGGACGGAGACGACGAAAAAAUCACGUCAGGACGUGGAUUCAAAGAAAGCACCACUAUUAUCUCGUCGCACUCGUGCGGAACGAAUGCAGAGUAACUUUGGUGGCAAUAAUGAAGACAAGAUUGACGAAAAGAAAGCGCGCCGACAAGAGCGAGAAAUGAGUCAGGAAGAACGUGAGCAGGUUCGCAAGGAGCGACCAAUUCGCGCAAUGAGACGUGCCGCAUUUAUCUCAUUUACAUCGCUCAUGUCGACGCAGGUUGCACAACAGACCCUGCAGUCGGAGGAUCUUGCGUGUAUGGCUGUGGUACCAGCGCCGCAUGAAGACGACAUUAACUGGGACAAUAUUGGGCUCCAAUACCGCACUCGCGCCUUUGGUAUGCUUGUAUCGUCCUUGAUCUCUACAGCGAUUGUGCUAUUCUGGACUUUUCCAACGGCAUUUGUGGCGUCUUUGGCCACUGUUGAAUCUCUUCGACGCGCACUACCUUUUUUAAACUCAGCUUUUGAUGAGUAUCCGAUUCUUCAAGACAUAUUCAAGCAAAUUGCCCCGUUGGCUCUUGUCGCGCUGAGUGCUGUGGCACCGCUCGUGUUCAAUUUUCUAUCGGGACGAGAAGGCCACCCGUCCAAAACUGAGGUUCGAGCAGCAUUAUUUACGAAGCUAGGAUACUUCCAGCUUGUUCAGAUCUUUUUCGUCACUGUGAUUGUUGGUACGAUCUUGGAUAGCCUCAAGGAGAUCUUGGACCAGCCGAAGAGAUUAGUUUCCAUGCUUGGCCGCAGUAUGCCUCAACAGUCGACAUUCUUCAUCUCGUAUGUGGUCGUACAAACGGGUCUUGGAUUGGUUCUCGAACUAUUACGUGUAAUUCCGCUAGUACUCUCCGCUCUAUUCGCGCUUUUGGCGCCUAAGCAUACACGGCGUGAACGCAAUUCACCGUGGUUUGGCUUGCGUGAUAUCACUCAGACCGAUCCUUUUGACCCGGCCAACCCUCUCGCCGAUUAUUUCCUGGCGUUGCUAAUUACGCUAACGUUCGCGCCAAUCGCGCCUUUGGUUUGCUAUUUUACUUGGUUUUUCUUCUUCAUGAGUGAAAUUAUCUACCGUCGACAGGUACUUUACGUGUACAAGCCAACGUGUUUUGCACUCGGAGCUUUCUGGCCACGCAUGUUCAAAUUUUGCGUCAUUGCACUUGUAGUGGCGCAGCUGACGCUUAUUGGAAUUCUGUCACUCAAGAAGACAGCCGUGCCUCCAAUUCUCGUAAUUGUGCUCAUUGUCAUCGUAUUGCUGUUUAACUAUCAAGUGCUCACACUUUAUCCACAUGCUGCCAAGUUUCUUCCACUUAUGGACUGUGUGCGUCUGGAUAGCGCACGAGGUCUAUAUGACCCGACGACACCAAAGUUUUUCUUCCUGGACAACGUUUAUCGUCAGCCAGCAAUGAACCAACGAGUGCCUAUUCGCGCUGACUAUCGAAUGCUGGUGAACGACUACAGCGAGGAAACAGCAUUGUCGUCGCCUGAAGUACAUUUUGCUGAGGACCAACACUUAUUUACAAGUGUUGUCUAA